Molecule: messenger RNA, 1560 nt
Organism: Xiphophorus hellerii (green swordtail)
Lineage: Eukaryota; Metazoa; Chordata; Actinopteri; Cyprinodontiformes; Poeciliidae
Product: high affinity immunoglobulin gamma Fc receptor I-like
Exons: 7
Coding region: 245-1105 (286 amino acids)
Biological process (GO): cell surface receptor signaling pathway; immune response
Cellular component (GO): external side of plasma membrane
Molecular function (GO): transmembrane signaling receptor activity
Source: RefSeq, a predicted model, not a curated record
GUAGCUCUUACUUUAACCCUUUCACGUCAUCGUAGGAGGUAAAAUUGAUCCAGGUAGAUAGACCUCCUCACAUUCUCGCUAAGUCGACAACAAAGGUUGAUCUAAUUUUUAUGUCUAAUUGCCGUUUCAUAAAAAAGAAAAAGAUUUUUUUUUAAAAAAAGAGUUCACAUCCUGUACUAGCAGGGUGAAGCUGGUGACGCCUCUUCAGACGGCUCAGUCUGUCGUCGCCCAGCAGGGAGGAAGCAUGAACUUCACAGCCCUUUGCGCUGCUGUUGGAGGAUUUGAAACACAUAAAAGGGAAGCUGGUGAAAAGGCAAAAGAAGAACACUUGGAGAGUGUAAGAGCCCAGCAGAACCUAAGAUGUGCUGUUGUGAGAAUCCUCCCGAACAGAUCUCAGUUCUUUCUGUAUGAAUCGGUUACGCUGAGCUGUGUGGACAGUGAAAACUCUCCCGACUGGACGGUGAAGAGAAACACGGCCGGCAACGAAACGGCAGACUGGGGAAAGAGAAAUGGGUCACAGCAUUUAAUAGAUGCCGUUUACCCGUUUGACAGCGGACGGUACUGGUGUGAGUUCAGAACCGGAGCAUGCAGCGAGGUCAUUAAUGUCACUGUGACAGAUGGCCCUGUGAUCCUGCAGAGUCCCGUCCUUCCUGUAGCCGAGGGGGACGCAGUGAUUCUUCGCUGCAUCCACAGCGACGCCUCUUCCUCCUCCAACUUCACCAAGUUUUACAAAAACGGCCUCCUGAUCGGAAGCAGCUCGACUGGGAGCAUUGCAGUCCGAGAGGUUUCCGAGUCUGAUGAGGGUCUCUACAAAUGCAGCAUCACUGGAGCAGGGGAAUCCCCAGAGAGCUGGCUGUCAGUCAGAGGAUGCGAGCUAGACUCCUUUCACUUUCAUCCCAUAUACGUGUUACUUCCUGUGGUUGCCACCUGCCUCUUGUUUGUCUGUGGGAUGCUGCUGUGUCUCAGGAGGAAGGUCAGAGCUAAAGUGGAUGCUGACGUGUCCUACACUGACGUCACCUUCCCACACAGAGAGCUGCCGAAGACAAACGCAGAGACGACUUCAGAGCUACUGCUGUACUCAACAAUCAAUCCAGGAAGCUGCUGAAAGGAAACCACCAGAUAUGAUCACAGUCAUAUUCUUUGUUGGGUCUUUAUGUAUUUUAUGUAGUCAGUAAGUGUGUGGAUGGAGGGCUAAUGUAAAAACGAGUCUUUUUGUGUGAAAGUCCUUCACAUAUUCAAAAUUAUGUGAAAUGUUUCUCAUUUCCGUUUGUUUUAUAAUCAGAACAAAACAGGAAAUGUUUUGACUUAAAUCUCACAAAACAUCCUGCUUUACGUUAUCCUGCGUUUUACAUCCUGAGUUUUGAUAUUUUCUCAGUGGCAGAUCUUCCCAGUCAGACAUAAUAUUUUUUAGGACUUUUAUUUUUAAAACAAUGUAACUUCCUGUAACAGAAAUGUUUUUGUCAAUGUCAAGUGGGAUUUCUACAGCUUCUAAGAGUAUUUGAAUGCGGCAUUAUGAUAAAUAAAGAUACGUUUUUAAGGUGAGGGUAAUAUUCAGUAACA